Penicillium malachiteum is the source of this 1173-nucleotide messenger RNA. RefSeq lists its product as uncharacterized. Lineage: Eukaryota; Fungi; Ascomycota; Eurotiomycetes; Eurotiales; Aspergillaceae. Gene Ontology annotation, molecular function: hydrolase activity. The record is from RefSeq and is a predicted model, not a curated record. The transcript has a single exon. Bases 1 to 1173 code for a protein of 390 amino acids.
AUGCAAUCAACACGCACCUCCCUCGAAAGACAAGCCAAAAAACUCCGCUUCUUCCAAACCAUCCUCUCCUUCCUAGAUCGCUACCUCACAUUCCCACUUCCCCUCCGACCUGCAUUAACCCUCACAAUCCCAACAACAAUAAGUUCCAUCCCGGGGAAAAUAACCCUUUACAUAUACACCAACCCGGACGAUCCCCCAAUCUCAACAUACUCAACAACCCACGAAAUCGAUACACCGCGCCGCCCAACCCUCAUAAAUUUCCACAGCGGCGGAUUCAGCAUCGGACACGCAAUCGACGACGCGCGAUGGAUAUCCUCAGUCCUUAAGAAACACCCCUCCAGCCUCGUCGUCUCGGUGAAUUACCGUCUCGCACCAGAAUAUCCAUUUCCAAUACCAAUGGAAGACUGCGUCGAUGCUUUAUUAUGGUUAUGGGACCAUGCCGAGAACUACAAUCUCGAUAGAAAGAGAUUCAUAUGUUGCGGUGGAAGUGCAGGUGGGAAUCUCGCAUUAACCGUUCCGCUACGACUAUAUGAGGAAUUAGAGAAACGAGGAAGAAGGGAUACGAAGAGGGAGAUACAAUUGGCUGGUUCUUUGGCAUUUUAUCCUAGUGUGGAUUGGACGAAGAGUCGUGCAGAGCGAGAUGCUACUAAUCCGAUUGCUGCGGAGAAGAGUAUGAUUCCGCCGACGGUUUUUACGUUUUUUGAUGAAUCUUAUUUGGUGGAACAGCAUUUACCGAAGAGGGAGUGUGGAAGGUCUAGUACUACUGGGGCUGAGAAUGGGGAUUCUAAGGGGGAUGAUGAGGGUGAGGGUGGGAGUGUACAGGUUGAGGUUGAUAUGGGACAUCCGUAUUUAUCACCUGGACUUACACCGACGAAUCUCUUGCUUGCGGCUUUCCCGCCUUGUGUGACUAUCUAUACCUGUGGCUGGGAUCAGUUGCUUGUUGAAGGGAAUACUCUCCGGGAAAGGAUUUGUAGGUUUGUGGAUGAGGGCCGGAUGAGACAUUGUGGUGGGUAUGAAGUUGAAGAGGCGAUCCAUGGGUUUGAUAAACGGCCGAAUUUUUGUUUUGGGAAUGAGAUUCGAGAUAAGAUGUAUAGUGAUGCGGUGGAACAGUUGGGGAUUAUGUGGGCUUGUGAGCAUGAGUCUGAGGAGGAAGGGAGUGAUAUCACUGUAUAA